UAGCGCGAUAGAGUCCGAUGGUGCAGUCAACGCUGGGACCGGCAGCCCAAAAGACACACGCGGAUCUCGCCUGUUCUCCACUCCCUCCCCCCUUUCUCGAGCACAGCACCCUGCAUCGGCGACCAUUCACCCUCGACUACGUUCGUACGGCCCUGAGAGAAAGAGAAAGAAAGAGAGAGAGCGAGAGAGAGAGAGAAAGAGAGAGAGAGAGAGAGAGGCCGAGAGUGAUCGAGAGGAACCGAGGAGAGCGUACAACGUGUCGCGUCCCGGGCCGGGUUUCCUCGCGGAGCGCGACUACUCGGGCCGGCACGGGCCGCGGGCUGAACAGGAGUCUGCAAAGAGGAGACCGACCGCUGGUGCAUCGGCCAGUGCGUCCUUCUGCGUUUACGUGCAGUGGGUGUGUGGUGACGGGAUCGCGACGCUGGUGACGCGACGUAGCACGUUGUGAUCAAAACCGACGCAGCAUGACGCUGACAAUCGAGACGAAGACGACGGGGAACCUCUCUCCUCGUCGCACCUGUCGGCCUGGCUACCCGCUGCGUAUUACCGAUCGCGUGUGAGCCCACCGAGGAACGCGAUGUUGUGACGCGUGACACCGCCGUGCCGCGCCGGGCCCGACCUGCACCGGGUCCCAAUGCUCUCUCGCACGGAGAGCUUUCCCUUUUUCUCUUGCUUUCGCCGUCUCCGGACAGCCGCCCGGAGAACACCAGUUCUCCCGGCCAUGGAUGACAAAUGCUUCGAGUGAACGGCCGAGCCUGCGAAGCGGGAAAGAUCGUGCCGGACUGAUCCGCGAUUUCAGUUUCACGUCGAAAGGGAGCAACAAUGUGAGCACCGGCAAACAACAUAUUCGACGCGGGUCGAGCCGGGAAACAGACAGAAAUCCGUUUUUAUCAACUCGAACGAUUCAGUGCGAUUCAAUGGAAAUUCAACGGCGACGGACUGAGAGGAAUGGAAGCACCGGGUCUCCCGAUCGAGCGAUAAAAUAUUAAACGGGUCGACGCAGGAUCGCGCACGAUGGACGUUUUGUCGUGGAGGAAGAGCCUUCGUAAGAGAAGCAUCACUUUCCUGAAGAUGAUGAGAAGAGGCGAUCGCGCGAUCGAUUUCUGCGACCGGAAGUUUCUAGUGUCGUUCGCCGACGAAACAGUGGACGACGAGCCGGACGAGGCCUCGCCGAUUUUCUUCAGGGACGCGGGGAUCCGUGUUUUCGAGGAUCAAUCCGGAUCCGUGUUCCCCGGUGAAACUGUGUUCGAAGCGUGCGCCGAUAAAAGAUGCGAGACAGUCCGUGCUGGAGUCCUCCCGCUGUGAACGUUCUCGCCCCGUUGCCACGUUAAUCGCGGUGGAAACAGUGACGAAUGGAAGGUGCGAAGCUGCCCGCGGUUUUUACCGUUCGGGGAACAUUGUUUUUCCUCCUAAUGGAAUCGUGCGGAAUUCCGGAAGGGUGAGUUCUCGGGAACCGGACGAUGCCGCAGCGGGGAAUUCGCGAGUGCGCAACGAACCCAGAGCGUGCCAGGAUGCAGGGACGACACGGUUCCACUUGCACCGGUUAAAAUGAAUCGCAGGGAGGACCCGCUGUUGCGGCAGCAUCGCAACCGCUUGCUGCAAUUAGCCGAGGCGACAAAUAUCAAGCCCGGCCGUGGAAGCGGGAAGAGACGGGGUCAGAGGCAGUCCCAUGGCUUUGGACCGAGUAAUGGAGGACCGAGCGCCGGUAGCCGCGUGACCCUGCAGGAUAUCGUCCGAAGCGAUCCUGGAUACACGCCAAACAUCGAGCAUUUAGUUUUUCAGGAGCGCAAGAGCAGCAAUCCAAAUUUGGCGAAAACGGCCGACGAAUCUCCACCGAGUAAAUCCAAAUCGAACGCUACCAGCUCGGGGAGAUCCAGGCUCGCCGAGGUCUUCUCCAGACAUUACUCCAGAGGGUCCUCGCAGGACUCCACUGUCACGUCCAGGAAAAAUCAUUUGAAUAGCACAUCUCUGGACAGCGGAGGAGGCCCGGGGACCCAUCAGACAGGAGGAUCCGGUGGCAGCGCGGUGGUGACGAGAAGCGGCGGCCGCCGCUGGCUGUCGCAGAGCUCGCAAUCCUCGAGCAGGCAACAUUCGGCCGAGGACGGGGUCCGUGGGGGCAACGUGGGCGUCAUAGGGCCCGUUUCGUCCUCGUCCUCGAGCCAGGCCCCUGCUCCCGCCCUGCCGCCUCGUAGAGUCAGUCCAGCCGCGGAUUCGACCGACAUCUCGAACACGGCCACCGGCUCCCGCAGCGACAGGGGCGCAAAUGUCUCGAUCCUGCAUUUACGCAGCACUUCCGAUCCGUGGGAAGUGGGUUCCCAAGGAUCCGCGUACAGCGUCGGCAGCAAUAAAAGCCAAAGCAGCGGCAGGGGAAAGCCGAGCGGGAACUCGCGAGGCUCGUACACGCGUGGCACAUCGAUACCAUCGUUAAAACGUCACGACACUACGGCAUCGAUAUCGUCGACCUCGAGCUUGAAACAGCAUCGACAGGACAGCCACGGGCAGGUGGCGAGCUCUCGUCGUCGAGAAUCCUCGAAUUCGUUCCUGUCCGGCAACAGCGGCACAUCGGGCGAGCUGUUCAUCAGCGGGGACUGCGGCCGAGAGCUGUCUCCGGUGCGAUGGUGCGACAGAGAGGUGGACGGCGUGUAUCUGGGUCGCUCGGGAUGGGUGCAGGUGCAGCAGCGAUCCCUGGACGAGAAUCGGCGGAUCAGCUACGAGAGCAGCCUGGUGACCGCGACGACGGGCACGCUGCCGUUGCCGCGACGAGUCGCCGUCAAAUUGGCGAACUACCACUGCAACAGCGAGCCGGGAAAAUGUCCGCAGGAGUUCUCGAGGGUGGACAGCCAGCGACCGGACUACCUGGCGUUGCACGGCCAAGAGUACGAGUCGGUGGCCAGCAGCGCGUGCACGUCGCCGCACAGCAUCCCGGAGUCGUACUCGCCGCCGUCGAUCACGCCGAUCAUCUCGCCUCCGCCGGCGUUCCAGGACGCGGUGGGGAAAAAGUCCACGGCGAGGCACUCGUCCGGCCGUGGCCACUACGGGAAGGCUCCGUUCUUGCCCCGGUCGAACGCCAUAGUGGACAGCGACAUCAUCAGCCCGCCUCCGUCGCCGCCGCACCAGAUCAACUGGAGCUCCUUGCCGUCUUCCUCGCGCAAGUCCGCUGGCACGCCAUCCAGGCCUCGAAGGCAGAACACAGCUGGUAGUCAGCAACAGCAGCAGCAGCAGCAGCAGCAGCAGACGCAACAACAGCAACAGCAGCAACAACAGCAGCAGCAACAGUACCGAAUGGCGCAGGCUAAAUCGUUAGAGGAUCCUUCUUCGACGAGAAGGACGCAGUUCGUGCAAAGGUACAUGGAGUCCUCUAGCUCGUCGUCCUCUUCCAUGGGCUUCAGGAGCCUGGACAGCUGCGUCCAGAGAUCCACUAUGCCCAGGCUAUCCGAGAACACGGACUCCUCGGUGGAGGGCUACGACGACGGCGACGACGAGGACGACAAUCCCAGCUCGUCCUUGAACCUGAGCUUAGUCUCGUCGUCGAUCAUAGCGCUGAACUCGUCCAACGAGUCGAUCCGAGCGAACGGGGAGAGGAUCUCGCCGAACAGGCAGGGCCGUCAUCAUAGGAGUCAGCAGGGCUUGAGAAGAUCUCCCGGCUCGACCGAGUCCGGGAAACAGUUGUCCUUCAAUUCACCAUCGUCCUCCUCAUCGUCGUCGAGCAGCAACGAUCGGCAGGCUAGAUCGCCGACACCGAAUCCUUUUAGACGCGGAGCCGCUGCCAGGCAACACCAGAGCGCCAGGACGACCCAAGUGUCCCCUGAAUCCCAUCAGUCCCGAGUAAGGAGAUCCAGGAGUCUUCAAUUACCCGAGAAGAGGUCCCCCGGAGCGCAAGCACCGAGCAGGGAUCACUCGAGAGAGACUAACGAGCCCCAUAGAGUCGUUGUUAAAAUCUCCAAUGAUCGGGCCGGCGAUAGGAAACGCCACACGCUUCAGAACAGAAAAGCGCAGUCGACCGAGGACGCGUUGAACGAGGAGCUUCUCCGCGAGACGGAGACGGUAACCGAGUUUCUUUACGGCACAAGAAGCCGCGCGGUGCCGAGGAAUCUUCUCUCGACUCGUUUCGAGCGUCGGGAUGAGAGUCAGGAGCAAAGACGGAGCAAUCCGAGCACCUACGACGUUUACUUUAUUUCGUCGAAGCAGCAGCAGCAGCAGCAGCAACAACAACAGCAACAACAGCAACAACAACAACAGCCAUCGGCCAAGACGAGUGGUACUUCUAUGCAGCAACCUCCACAAUCGUCUCAGCAAUCUCAACAAUCUUCGCAACAAAGCUCGCAGCAAUCUCAGCAGCAACAGCCGCAGCAACAGCAGCAAUCUCGACGGCCGAAGACGCUGCAGCGGGGUGCAACGACCCCAAACGCUAGCGCGUCCUCGUCGAGCCACGACUUUUGCAUCAGUCCGGACACGAAGUUGCGCUGCAACAGCAGCACCUGCGAUUUUUGGCCGCAUUGUUCGCAGAGGGACACUCUGUACUCGCCUAACCAGGUCCCGGUGUUCAUGAAGCUGUCCCAGAGCUACCCGGCUCAUCAGAGGAUCCCCACGGACGCCGGCAGUCACACGAGCAGAGGCAGCGCCAGCUCGUCCCCGGCCUCGUUAGAGCGGAUGGACGAUAGAGAGUACCGGGACCGCGAGAACUCUCGGAAGAGCCGAGCGAACCGUGAUCAAAACAACCCGAAAUAUCAGGAGAGACAGCCGAAGAGCGUGCUGAAGCAAUCGAACCGGUGGUCGCCGCUCGAAGGCUCCAAUGGGAAUACCCCUUCCUCCGUCGAGAAGAGGGAGCACCACCGGUUCUACAGGAAACCGGAGUUCGCCGGCAGCUUCGAGGGCUGCGACGCCAAGGACAGGAAGGUGUCGCCGGUCCAGGGAAAGGGGAUCGCGAAUAGAUCGCCCAGCGGGCAGGCCGCGUCCUCCUCGACCACCUCGUCCUCGUCCAGCAGCGACAUCUGGGUCACCACGUCCGAUCGAACGGUCACCAAGAGUCCUAGGAACGCGAAAAGUUCCGGCGCCUCGACUCCCAUGGAGGAUGCCGUGAUCGGCUCCCUGAAGACGCUGAUGGAGCCGCCUAAGGACGGCAUGCUGUCCAGGCCUGGCAGCGCUCCCACCAGGGCCGAUGAUUCAUUGCCGGCCGAGAUCUGCCUGGAUCCUCAUCAACGCUCCUUGUCCCUGCCGAAAUCGUUCCUGGCGCACAACACCGACGGCAAUAACAAAGGAGGCUCGUGGCAUCGUGGACAGAGUUCCCAAAGGUCGAGCCCCAGCCCCAUACGACGCCAUCACGCGCAGGAUGUAGCCGCGCCCCACACGGCUCCUGUUUCCCCGUUGCAUGAUCAACGCUCCACCGCGUACCCUGGCAAGGAGAGAAGACGUAUUCCUGGCUUGAGCAAGGCGCAGAGGCGUAUCAAAGCGUCCAGCACGCCGGCGCUUCUGGAUCGCGAUGUGGAAAGUCGACAGUGGUCGGGGGACGAGGAGGACGAGGGGACAACCGGUCACGUAACAACCGAGCAUCCUCUGGCGGAGGCGACGAUCCCCUUGGUCUCCCAUUCGCGUCUCCAAGAACAGCCCUCGAACCUGAGUGGCAAUAUCGUGACCGCUUCCGGCGGCCAGAAUCCUUCCCGGUCGAGCACGCAGAGCCAGCAAGAAAGCGUGCUGCAGAAAUUCAGGAAGAGCUUCUCCUUGAGAUUCCACAAAAAGGGCAGCAAGGAGAGCAACGAGAGCGAGUGUCCGCCGGACGAUAACGACGGAUCCGGGCCCCUGGACGAGGAGGAGGAACGGGAACAGACGAUCGUUGCCGAGCAAACCCCUCAGCACAAGGAGGACACCAGCAACGACCAAAAAUUCCGAUUCGGUCCCCUUGUGUGGAGAAGUAGCAAGGAGAGAAAAAAGGGUAGCAAGGCUGCCAGAAAUGCGAAAUGCAACAGCGGAGACAGCGGCAUACAGAUCGAGAUGGUAUCUGGUGGAGCAUUGACUGGGGGCGGUGGUGGUGGAUUGAUGGGGGGCGGUGAUAGCUCCGAGUCCCACGACACGGAUGUCCAAGACGAGACCGACAGCCCUCCAGCCCUUCGUAGGCGAGUCGCCGACAAAUCACGACCCCAGUCCGAGCUCAUCAACCAGAUACUGAUCGACAAGUUUAAGGCGGAUCUGCAGAGCCGAACGUCCUCGAGACACCAGCAUGUACGCCGGACGAACAGCGAUUUAGGAGGUCAGAGGUUACUCCAGUGGGACACGAGGUCCGGAUACAGCCACGCGCACAAUUACCGCAGGAUGCUCUCGACUCCUUCGCCUAUCAAGACGAGGCCUCCAAGGCUGAGCCCGAGGCACUCCUCCCAUGACAUCGUUACGCUUAGAAGUAACGCGAAAGGGAGGAGUACUCGGACAAAUCUGAGGCGUUCACUUAGCCAACCACUGGGUAUCAAUCAGCUAUCACCUUUGAUGCGCACCAAAACUGCAGGUGCGAGGUUGCCCGGUGGGAAUGUCCUGUCGGAGGACGAACAGGACGGCAGAGGCGGGACGUCGGACGACGAGAUGAUGUCCGACUCGGAGUCCUCCAUCGCCUCCUUGACGGACAGGAAGAAGUCGUUCGAGCAGACGAUGGACGAGGAGGUCGUGAUCCUUGCUGAAGCUGUUUGGGACCACGUGGCGAUGGAGCCGGAGGAGCUGGCCUUUCGUGCCGGAGACGUGAUCGAAGUUCUGGACAACCUGGACAAAGAUUGGUGGUGGGGUAACUGCAGAGGCGAGCAUGGCUGGUUCCCAGCCGCGUUUGUUAGGUUGCGUGUCAGUCAAGAGGACACGGUGGAGGAUUGUUUGGCGGCGAUGGCAUCCGGCGGCACGUCUAACUCUCAGCUAAGAAGACGCACCAGCAUCUCGCUGCUCUCGAACGAGCAGGUCAGAGCGAGCGUGGUCCGCGAGUUGGUGCAAACCGAGCGCGACUUCGUCAAGAUUCUGACGGACGUCGCGGAGGGCUACAUCGCCGAGUGUCGUCGACGAACGGACAUGUUCAACGAGGAGCAGAUAGAGACGAUAUUCAUCAACCUCGAGGAGCUGCUCGACUUUCAGUCCAAGUUUCUCAAGGACCUCGAGUCCAGGAUAGACUGGAACGCUCCGUACAAAAGCUGCGUCGGCGAAUGUUUCAUCAAUCACAGGUCCGGAUUCCGUAUGUAUUCGGAGUACUGCAACAGUCAUCCGAUGGCCACCGUCACGCUGCAGGAGCUGUACCAGCACAAUCGUUAUAGCAAAUUCUUCGAAGCCUGUAGACUAAUGAGGGGCUUGAUCGAGAUACCUUUGGACGGGUAUUUGUUGACGCCCGUCCAACGGAUAUGUAAAUAUCCGCUCCAAUUGGCCGAGCUGUUGAAAUACACGAAAGCCGAUCACCCGGAUUACCAUAAGAUCCAGGAAGCUCUCGAGGCGAUGCGCGGCGUCGCGGUCUUGAUCAACGAAAGGAAACGGCGAAUGGAGAGCCUCGAGAAGUUGGCAGCUUGGCAAUUGAGGGUCGAGGGCUGGGAGGGUGAGGAUCUCAUAGAAGUCUCGUCUCAGUUAAUCUAUCAAGGCGAGGCAAUGAGAGUCACCACUGGCAUGUGGACGAACAACAUCACCCUGUUUCUGUUCGAUCAUCAGCUGGUUUACUGUAAAAAGGAUAUCAUAAAACGGAACACUUACGUGUUUAAAGGCCGCAUUUACCUCGAUACGAGCGAGGUGAUCGACGUUCCCGAUGGAAAAGAUCAUCAGUCGGGAGUAACGGUGAGACAUUGUCUGAAAAUAUACAGCUGCGUCCGAGACAAAUGGUUGCUUUUCUGUUGCCGCACGGCGGAAGAGAAGCGUCGAUGGUUGGCAGCCAUGGCGGAGGAACGGAGACUGGUUGCUCAGGAUAGAAACGACGGACUGGAAUUCCCAACUGCGGCCAGGCAACUGGCCAGGCUCGUGGCAGCGAGACAACAAAAUAGGCCGCCGAUCAAACCUCGCAACAAAACAUACAAAAGAGAAUCUGCUUACGACAUGCCUACCAUGGUUGGACAAGGCGCGACGAACUCGUUAGGACGAAAGGUUGGCACCUGGUUCACGUUCGGUAGCAGCAAAAAGAGCACACGACCUCAGCCGUCCUGAGACAGGCCUACCUUCGUGCCAUACAUUGACCUGUAAACCUCGAACGAGAUGCGCUUAAUCGUUGCUCCACGAUCUAGACCUGAUUGCACGUUACUCAACAUUUAAGAAACCGUUGUAUGGUUUCAUCGAGGAUAAUUAGCCCGAUUUCCUUCCGCCGCGGAAACUAGACAUUGCACUUGCUCUCGCUCAUUGGGAACGCAAACGAUCCUAAGCGCUGGUCACAUGUAUGGGACGAAGGUAAAUUGAUUUAUACGAUCAUUAAAUUUCAUUUAACGAACGCAUCAUCGACUCGACGGCAUUGAUAUAUAGGAUCCUGUUGACCGGCCAAGAGAACGCUACCGAUUGUCACGUGUCGAAUUUUUAGUAAUAUUAUUUAAUUGAAAAAGUAUACGGUUCGAUAAAAGAGAUUGUAAGUCUGCAUCGCCAACGAUAUUUAUUUCACUGCCUCAUGGAAAAAAUGAUUCUUCAUUGACGCGCUCUGUCAUCUUGCAUUCAGAAGAAAAAAAAAGAAACAGAUCACUGCACGGAGUGACAAGGUAUUAUCGUUUAUACUUCUCUAGUAAAUAAUAAACGUUGUUUGUUCGAAGUGAUUGUUUGAUGAAUAUUGUUAAAUUAAAUUAAUCGAGCCCACGUAGUGGAGGAGACUAUAUCGCACGCGAGCAAACGUUUACGGAAAUCAUUUUUGGCAGACGAUCGUGUGUCGCGCAGCUAACAGCGAACGUAUUAAGAAAUUAUAGCGAACGAUGGGAAUGAGAGAAUUAUUAAAGUGAUCGUGUUAAUAAGCAUUAAAGCUGACGAAAAAUGCAGUAUAAACUAGAAAAAAAAAUAAAUGCAGUUCUUGUUAGACGUAGAUGAUACAUGUAUAAAGAAACUAGCGAGCUUUCGAGGUACUAAAGAGAAAGUACUAGUCACUUUUAUCACGCAAUCGUAUAAACAACAGUGAUAAAGAAUUUUAUUGUUACUCGACUGCUUGAAUGGGUGUUGCGAGCAUUGAACGGAUUAGCAAUGACCAUACGUUUCUUUUUUAUGGUAAUCGAAAGACUGAGGACAGGAGGAAUGCUUUCCACGAUGUCUACGAAAAGAACCGGCACAUAUUUGGGGUACCACUGAGAGAAAAGUGUGAUGCUAUACGCAAGUUUCACCAUAGCCAACUAUUUGUAGUCUCAGCCUGGAAGAACAUUUACAUAUACUCCACUGUUCGAUACUUUUAGAUAGUACUUUUAGAACGCACACUAAAAUAAAAUUGUUAAACGGGCGGUGCCCGAUGAUUUUUCUCUCAGUGACGCGAAACGUAUCCGCAGCAGAUACACGUAGAACGAAUCUCAAGCAAAAAUCACAUUAUAUAUUCCUUUUACUGCCUAAAAGGUUUGUCUGUUACUUCAACUUAAAAAAAAAAAGCAGUAAUCGUAAAAUACUCAAGGUAGUUUGUACGAAGAUUUUAAAUUUGCUAACUUGGGACGGAGAAAAUUAUAUAUGCCUACGUCGUAACAGAGAGACAGUAUUAAAGAGAUACAGGUACUACUAAAUAUGUAAAUACUCGCAUAUCAAGCCCCCCUUUUUCUACUGCGGCUGAAGCAGUUUCCAAAAGUGAACUCCCAAGAAGAAUAUCUUUCAAGUUUUUUCUACUCUUGUACAGAAGAAAACGUGUUACGAGAAUAUAUCGUGCCGAGAGCCAGUCAACCAGCAAAAAUCUCUGUGUUUUGUAAUAUAAACUUAACGGUGACAUACUUGUGUGAACAUACACUUGUCUGUGCAAUUCGUCGUCACAGAUAAUUCCAAUUAACAUUUUCCGAAAAUUGAUGCACACCGAUCGUGAAAGUUUUUAACACUGCCAAUCUGUUUUACUAAAUGCGUCUUCGUUCGAUUCGUAUAGUUUCUCGUCAUUUUUCGAUGCGUAAAUCUAGAUUUCGAGUAUAGAAAGAACAAAGAGAACGGAUAAACACGAUAUUUUAAGGCGUUACUUUUUGUGUCCGCGAAUUUUUCAUGUUUCUCUGUCUUCGAAUACGGGCGCAAGUUGAUGGAAGUCGUUAAAAAAAGAAAAAAAAAUAAAGCAAACGAUGUUUGCGAACGGAAUAACAAUUCACAGAAAUAUAUUUUUGCUUAUUUUCUGGCGUUAUAUUUACUAUACGACGAGGACAAUAUGAUGAUGAAAUGAAGGAGCAAGAUUCCUACUCGACUGUACAGAGAACACUAACCGUUGAUGUUUUAGACUAGAAGCGAAACAUUUGUUGCUGAACUUAACUCACUCAAGAGUUAUUUUUAUAGGACAAAUUUAUUUGUUUCAAUGCGACGCUUCUCUGUACGCAUUGUUAUGUAAGAACAGUUUUAAUGGCCAAUGUAACUAAACGUAAGAAGAGGAUGUCUCGCACUAACUAUAAAUGCUGAAACGAUAAUACUGCAUAGUAUGCAACUCAGAAUACUUCAUUAGUAUGAACUUCACUUUCAUGGGUCAAGAAAUGAAACUUCUGCGAAUUACCAGAGUAGUAGUACAAAUACCGGUUAACAAGAAUUUUGAAUCUGAAUAAUGUUCGUUGCUUGUAUUGGCUACACUCUACAUAUCUUAUACGAUAGACGAAGAUCCAAAUGUUGACGAUUAUAAAAUUUAUAGUUUAAUAUUUAUUCUCUUUGUAAUUACUCUGAACAAGUGAUUUGUUCUAUUACUCUGGAUACGUUGACACAAAUCCUGCACAAACGGCAAAAUAAUGUGCUUCGAAGCAAUAAUAUUACUAGGCGUUACAGUAAUAACAGUUUAAGCUGUUAAAUAUAUAUGUAAACGCAUACACUUUCCCUUGUAUUUGAUAUUGGUUACCUUGUAUGUGCAUAUUGAUAAUUAACGUGACGCGUGCAUUGUGCAUCAUUAAUAUGCACAUGCUUUCUGCAACAAUACGUUGGAAACAACUGAUACCAAUAAUGUAUCAUUUUGUUUUAUGUAAAUAGCUAGUUGGUAUUGUAACUUGUAAGUGUAAAUAUUGUAGACCUCUUUAUUAGUGAAAACAGUGUAGGCAAUAAGUGACUUUAAAGUUAAACGACACAUAACUUUUGGAUAAUGAUUAACUAUUAAUUAUAUAGCGCGAUGUUUUGUAUAUUUGUAUAUCUAAUUUAAUGAUUUCAUAAUAAAUUGGUCUCUUUGCUCGAUUGUUCACGUUAUAAAUACUUAUUGUUUAUGAUAUGUACAGUUGAAAUUACACGAUAUGUUUAAAAUUGUUUUCAUAAUAUAAAUAUAUACUCAGUUAAAUAUAUGUAAAUAAACAUUUUAUAAUUAUUA
This is a messenger RNA of Megalopta genalis, 11407 nucleotides long. RefSeq names its product Rho guanine nucleotide exchange factor 3 (gene RhoGEF3). Gene Ontology annotation, molecular function: protein binding; guanyl-nucleotide exchange factor activity. Lineage: Eukaryota; Metazoa; Arthropoda; Insecta; Hymenoptera; Halictidae. Gene Ontology annotation, cellular component: cytosol. Gene Ontology annotation, biological process: intracellular signal transduction. The record is from RefSeq and is a predicted model, not a curated record.